Molecule: messenger RNA, 303 nt
Organism: Bathycoccus prasinos
Lineage: Eukaryota; Viridiplantae; Chlorophyta; Mamiellophyceae; Mamiellales; Bathycoccaceae
Product: ribosomal protein L22
Exons: 1
Coding region: 1-303 (100 amino acids)
Biological process (GO): translation; ribosome assembly
Cellular component (GO): cytosolic large ribosomal subunit; ribosome
Molecular function (GO): structural constituent of ribosome
Source: RefSeq, a predicted model, not a curated record
AUGUCUCCGUUCAAAGUCCGCAGAGUGUUGGAUUGCAUCCGCGGUAAAUCUUACGAAGAGUGCUUGAUCAUGUUGGAAUUUAUGCCGUACAGAGCGUGCGAACCGAUUUUAUCGGCGUUGUUCUCCGCCGCGAGCAACGCGAAGAACAACUUGGGCAUGAACAAGGCGAAGUUGUACGUUUCGGAGUGCUACGCGGAUGGCGCGGGGACCAUGAAGAGAUUCCACCCGAGAGCUCAAGGUAGACCGUUCCCGAUCAGAAAGAGAACGUGCUCGAUUACUUUGAAGAUGAAGGAGCAAGAUUAA